AUGGAGUUUACCAACCACACUAUUCCCGCCAACACCACCACCGCCGCUCCCGUUGUCUGGACCUCCCAGCUGAUCUUCCAGGCGACGGUGUUGACCCUCUCCGUCACCGCCAACCUUGUCGUCCUCCUGGACUUCCUGCGCAUCCCGGCGCGCAUCACACCGUUCACCAUCUACCUCAUCGCGCUGCUUGUGGCUAAUUUGUUAUUUUUAUUGCCGGUGACCUUUCUGGAGAUCCUCAACACGGCGUACGGCGGGUGGUGGAUGGGCCGGCGGGUGUGCCAGAUGCACAACUACUUCAACGAGGUGUGGUCGGGGGCGCAGUGUCUGUGUCAUGUCCUCAUCUCCGUCAACCGGUUGUGGGCGGUGACGUUUUCCGUGUCGUACAAGCACCAUCACACUAAAAAGGUAGCGGUGUUCUCCUGCGUGGCCGCUCUCCUGUGGGCGCACAUGGGCGGCCUCCCGAUCUUCAUCCUGGACACUCUAUACUACAACCUGGACCUGCGUUUCGGCUGCCACUCCAACUUCUCGGCCAUGCCGGCGUGGAAUAAAGUGGAGGACUGGAUGAACCACACCGGUCCGCUCAUCUUCAUCCUCCUCUCCUAUCUCUACCUCUUCACCCACCGUCUCCACCGCAAACGGACGCGGGUGGCAGUUGUUUCGACAGCGGACACCCGGAUGACCAUAAUCAGCGUGGCGGAAGCAGCGGUACAUAAAAAGCCGGUAGUGCGCCGCGAAGUAGUCAAACCGUUCAUGAUCCUCUCGUUGACGGUGGUCAGCAUCAGCGUGUGUUGGAUCCCGGCGCUGGUCUUCUUCUCCACGUGGUUCUACGCCGGGGUGUUUCUGUCGCCGACGUUCUUUGUCAUUGCCACGGGGUUGUAUGCCAUGCAGGCGUUGAUUGAUCCGCUGCUUUUUGCUUAUGCGCUUUAUCGCCGCACUUGA
This is a messenger RNA of Paramacrobiotus metropolitanus, 939 nucleotides long. Its product is annotated as trace amine-associated receptor 7g-like. The record is from RefSeq and is a predicted model, not a curated record. Gene Ontology annotation, cellular component: membrane. Gene Ontology annotation, biological process: neuropeptide signaling pathway. Gene Ontology annotation, molecular function: G protein-coupled peptide receptor activity. The coding region runs from base 1 to 939 and encodes 312 amino acids. The transcript has 2 exons. Lineage: Eukaryota; Metazoa; Tardigrada; Eutardigrada; Parachela; Macrobiotidae.